CCGACAGACACCGUGUCAUCCUGAUCGAGUUAUAUUGAGUUGAAGUUUCUCCAUCCUCCGACUGAACCAUGUCUGGAAACAAGAACGGACCCCCCACCACUUCUCAAAAGCACCUGAACUUUGUCUCGGAGCCGAUGGGAAACCGGUCUGUGAGGGAUGUACCGGGGAUCGGAACCGCACACGGACGCACGUUGGAGGAGAAGGGCAUGCCUAGGGCUGACCAGUUGUUGGGUGAUUACCUGAAGAGAGGUCGGAACCAAGACCAGUUCCAGGACAAUCUGAAGAAUACCACAGGGGCCAACACCAAGCAACAGAGAGACGCCUACAAUGGAAUGAGAGAGUGGACCGACAACAACCUGUAGAGGAGAGGAGACACUCCUCAUUCCUCUCUCUCUCUCUCGUUCCUCAGAUUGAACCAACAACAACCUGUAGAGGAGAGGAGACAGUCACAUUCUCUCCUCUUUGUUGUCUAUCCUCCU
This is a messenger RNA of Salvelinus namaycush (lake trout), 479 nucleotides long. RefSeq names its product barrier-to-autointegration factor-like. The transcript has 3 exons. The coding region runs from base 69 to 362 and encodes 97 amino acids. Gene Ontology annotation, molecular function: DNA binding. The record is from RefSeq and is a predicted model, not a curated record. NCBI's taxonomy places the organism in Eukaryota, Metazoa, Chordata, Actinopteri, Salmoniformes, Salmonidae.